CGUCUCCUCGCUCUUGUCUCACUUCUCACGCGUACCAACCCUAAAUUGCCGCCGCCGCCGCCUUCUUCGACAGCGCGCAAGCUUCCCGAUCAGGCCACGCCGGAGCGCCUCUGACGUCGUUUUCUGAUUCAUCAGGAGGUCUUCAGUCUUCUGUAAUAUGGAUAUGGACAUUCAGGGAGUUGAAAAUGAAGCCUUUGGUUUCCUGGUUAAACAGGGGGCAGAAGCUAGGGUGUUCAAAUCAACUUUUGUGGGUCAUUUGUCGAUUGUGAAAGAACGUUUCUCCAAGAAAUAUAGGCAUCCCUUACUUGAUUCAAAGUUGACAGUGAAGCGCUUGAACAUGGAAGUUCGCUGCAUGACAAAAGCCAGGCGUCUUGGUGUCCCCACUCCAGUAUUAUAUGCUGUCGAUCCAAUUCUGCAUACUCUGACAUUUGAAUACGUGGAUGGGCUCUCUGUGAAGGAAAUCCUAUUAGAUUUUGGAUUAAAUGGUAUUGUUGAAGAACAACUAGAUGAUAUUGCUAUACAGAUAGGAACUGCAAUGGGAAAAAUGCACGAUGGGGGUCUUAUCCAUGGUGAUUUGACCACUUCAAAUAUGAUUAUUAGGGGAGAGACUAAUCAGUUGGUUCUUAUAGACUUUGGUCUGAGUUUCACAUCAACUCUUCCUGAAGAUAAAGCAGUCGAUCUAUAUGUGUUAGAGAGAGCUUUGUUAUCAAUGCAUUCUUCAUGUGGAAAUGUGAUGGAAAAAAUACUGUCAGCCUAUAGAAAGUCUUCUAAGCAGUGGUCAUCCACGAUGAACAAGCUAGCUCAAGUGAGACAGCGAGGCCGAAAACGUACCAUGGUAGGAUGAUACUUGUGAGUUCGAGUCCACCGGCACCAAGUUACUAGGUCAGGUUACACAUUGGUGUUAGAUAUCGAACUGUUUAACUUAACAAAUAUAAGCCUAAAUAGACAAUUCAUAAUGUUUGGUGCCAUGCAAUCUCAAUACAGUGUUGGUGUUCUUGCAAGUAUUGUUGUAUGGUUUGUCAUUCGUAGUAAAUAUUGUAAAACACCAGUGAAAAAAAUUAUAAAAUUUCACUGCAUAUCCAAGAUUGGCCGUCGAUUUUGUUUGGUA
This is a messenger RNA of Zingiber officinale, 1108 nucleotides long. Its product is annotated as EKC/KEOPS complex subunit bud32-like. Gene Ontology annotation, molecular function: ATP binding; protein serine/threonine kinase activity. The transcript has 7 exons. The record is from RefSeq and is a predicted model, not a curated record. The coding region runs from base 158 to 844 and encodes 228 amino acids. Gene Ontology annotation, biological process: protein phosphorylation. Gene Ontology annotation, cellular component: nucleus; cytosol; EKC/KEOPS complex. NCBI's taxonomy places the organism in Eukaryota, Viridiplantae, Streptophyta, Magnoliopsida, Zingiberales, Zingiberaceae.